Molecule: messenger RNA, 3706 nt
Organism: Phasianus colchicus (ring-necked pheasant)
Lineage: Eukaryota; Metazoa; Chordata; Aves; Galliformes; Phasianidae
Source: RefSeq, a predicted model, not a curated record
UAUGUUUCUUCACUUAGGAAAGAAAAAAUCAAAGUUCAAAUCUUUCAAAAAGUUUUUUGUUAAAAAGAAAAGGAAAGAAACUUCUUCAGGGAGCAGCAAUCUGAAGCUAUUCCAGUCAACAAGUGAUGUGGCGGCCUCACAUGACAUGCAUGCUAGUUUUGAUUCUGAAGAUGAACACGAGGCCCACAAGGGCAUUAUGGGAAGCAGAGCUUUGUCUCAUGACAGCAUUUUCAUCCCUGAAAUUGGACAAGAGUCUACAAGGCCAGUAAGAGUAUUUUCUCAAGAAAAUGUUUCUGAUCGAAUUAGAGCUCUACAGAUGAAACUCCAGCCUACCAUGAAACUGGGACCUCCACCUCCAUUUGGGUAUCAUGCAAAGAGGACCGAUGAUGCUGGGACCAGUUCUGAGGAUGAUGGAUUACCAAGAAGCCCUCCAGAAAUGUCUUUGUUCCAGGAAAUGCUAAGUUCAGGCACGACAAUGAGAUUCUCUGACUCUCACAAGCACCUUAGCUCUUUGAGUUUAGCUGGAACAGGCAGUGAAGAAGAAGAACAGGUUACAUUGGGUCCUCAUUCCAGAUCUCACUCUACAGAUGGGCAGCUGUACCCUCGGCAUGGAAGUGCUAAAAUGAAAUCUCCCCAUGACUCUGACAGUAGCAUUUCACCUGCUGCCAAUUUUGAAACUCCACCUGAGCUUUCCUCAUGCUUGGAUAACUCUGCUGCUAAACAUAAGCUUUUAAUAAAGCCCCGGAACCAGAGGUCCAGUAAAAUGAGAAGAUUUUCUCAGAGGACCCAGUCUGAAUCUCUGACUGAUUUGAGCUGUACACCAGAAGAAGAAGAGGAUGAUGAAAAGGAGAUGCGUGCAGACUUGCCAGAUGCUGUAUUCAAAACCAGUGAUCAAGAAGUGCCUAGCAGCACAUCUGCAGCACAGGACGUGGCUUCCUGGCAGAAGCCCAGAAUGCCUGAGGACCUUCCCCCUGCUUUGACACUGGCAGUGACUCAACCCAUUUCUGAGUCUGCUGUCGCACAGGAAGCUUUGCUUCCAGAGAAUGAACCAAAGGGCUUCCAACCAAUGCUGGAUACGUGUGUGAAGUCUGAGAGCUUGCUGCUGACAGAAGGCUCCACAACUUCUCUGAACUCUGCUCCAGAUGGAGAAGUACAAAAGCCAAAAGAUUCCUCAGCAGCAUUGGUUCUGUCUGGGGAUGUAAGUAGCAGUGUGUCAACAAGUACUUUAAAUAAAGGAAACAAGGAGCUUCCUUCUGUGUUUUCAGCACAUGAAAUACCAUCUGAAGAAGAUAUUUCAACUAGUAAGAAUAGUAAUAUUUGCUUGGAAGGGUUAGAAGAGAACAUACAGAGUGAUGAUCAGGUACCCGUGGAAAUGUCCUGUAACGAAGAGUCAAAGAAGGUGGUUGCUGUGUCAUCAGAGUCUAGCAAGCAGUUUUUCAUAGGUUCUUUCCAGCCCACGGAUUCAUUCCAUGUUUCACAUCCCUCUUCUUCAUCCCAGGUGGGAUCAUAUGCUUCCCAGACUUUAGAGAAAGCAAAGACUGUACAAGAAGCAGCUGCUUCUGAUAAAGAGAACAGUCAGUCACUGGUCCACAAAGAAGAGAUUUUGGGGAAGAAAAAUGAAAAAACUGUCAAUGAACUCAGUGCCUUGAGAAAGUUCUCUGUCUCCUCUGCACGGGAAAGGCCUAAAACCAGAAGCCUACACUUUCCAGAAGGUUCAUUGUGUGAAAAUCCAUUAAAUACCAGGUUCUUCCUGUCCAAUGUGAACGUCUCUUUGAAAAAUGAGAAGUUGAGCGAAGACUUGCAGAAGAGAUCAGAUCUGGAAGAUAGAAAAAGUAGCGACAGAAACCAAGCUUUGCUGCCAGAAUCUGACUCUGAGAACAUGGGCCAGUCUACAGAAAUUUUGGCUGACUGUGAUUCUCCAGCUGUCGAUGCAGUUCCGGUGCAAAGUGAUUCUUCUGCAGUAUCUCAGAAUCAGCAAAUCUGUGAAGAUAAAAAUCCUUUUCAAGUAAAACUUAAAUCCACCUCACUGUCCUUGAAAUAUAGAGACCACUUGUCAUCCGAAUCAAAAGGAAUUAUAAGAUACAGCGCAGAAUUUAAUUUAGAAAAUCAGGGAUUGACUUUAUUUCUCAAAGGAGAUAAGGCAGAGAUCAAAAAAACAGCCGAUACAAAUAUUGAUGGUUCUUUAAAUGAAAAGAUCAAAUCCAAAGCAAAGUUCUCUGAACAGCUUAGUAGCAAACCUCCAUUGCCUAAAAAGCCAGUCUUUCAAAACAUAACUGUUCCAAAUACUAAUGCAAGCAGGGAGAAGCAGGACAAAACUAUUCAUGCUCCAGAAUCCAGAAAUGAAGAGAGAGACAUGGAGAAAAGGCCAAAUCCUAGUAAAGUGCCUGAGAGGAGUGUGUCUUUGGUGAUUGCUGGAGACUCCAGAAGGGAGCCUGACAGUCCCACGGAGCCAGCCUGGAUCACCAUCGCAAGGCAGAAGCAGUGGGGAACGCAGCAGGAGCAGGAGCUUGAUGGAGAGAAACCUGUCACUCUGGAUACAAAAUCAGAUACAGAGAAACAGAAUAAAGAGAAGGAAAGAACAGAGGGGUCAGUGAAACAGCAAUGGAGCAAACCUUCUCAAUUGGCACCUAAAACCACUUCUGAAGAACAGAAGAAGGAGUCAAAGUCUGAAGCAAAAGAGCCUCUGACAAGAACCAAUUCACUGACACAUUUCGUCUCUGUAGCUCAGUCAUUGGCACCGGGAGACAAAGAUGAAAUCAGCCACUUGAAGAAAGCCAGUACUGCUGCUCCAGACCAGCCGUCAUGGAUGGAACUUGCCAAAAAGAAAUCUCAAGCUUGGAGUGAUAUGCCCCAGAUUAUAAAAUAGAAUUAUGCAAAUGAAUAACAUCAUUUAUAAAUAAGUCAACUACUUAAUUGAACUUCUACAGACCAACCAGUCACAGUGAAGAAUCUGUGAUACAGAAGGCUCUUACUAUACAGCUGUGGAGAAAGCGUGCAAUAGGUGCAGUCAAAAAGUUUACCUAAGCAAUUGUAGCAAUCAGGAUUGCAAUGGAUUACUUAAAUUAUGCUGAGAACAUACUUACACUUUGGAAAACAAAAUUUCUGCUUUAUCUAUUUCCUGUGUUUUCUUCCUUUAAGGAUCUUUGCUAAACUUUGCUGAGUUUCAGUUGUUACUGUUCUGUUUGAUAUGUUUUUUCUGUGUUUACAUUUAAAAACUGUGCAUUAACAUCCUGGUUCUGUUGAUAUGUGUCACUGGAAUUGCCUCACGCUUUUUCUGUCAAACUGUAGAAGUUUUCAUGAAUGGCUUCUAGUGAGUACUCUGCUAAAAUGUGCUGAUUGGACUCUGUGUUUGCUGAGCUGAACCAAGUGGUCCAGUCUCUGAUUUUAGGUUACAUUUCAUGAGGCACAGCAAAUUUAUGCAUGACCAUGAAUAAAAAUUCCUCAGGUUCUUCUGUGAGCAGCGUUGGUUGUGUGAUAUUUUCUAGAAGGUGAACAAUAAGGAAACUGGACUGAAGUUGGAAGCUCAUUGCAGUUACUUUUCAACCUGAAUUUAUCUGCAACUAUCUUCUCUUUAUGUGAAAUCAUCAUUCUCAAUUAGCAACAUGGUGUUAGCAGCAAUGGACAAUUUUGCAAGCUAACAAUAAAUCCCAGUGGGGAAUUUCCUGGAAACUUAAUGCCCAGGAAUUAAUGCUAAGGAAACUUAGGA